Molecule: messenger RNA, 1959 nt
Organism: Rhinolophus ferrumequinum (greater horseshoe bat)
Lineage: Eukaryota; Metazoa; Chordata; Mammalia; Chiroptera; Rhinolophidae
Gene: GCNA
Product: germ cell nuclear acidic peptidase
Exons: 11
Coding region: 163-1545 (460 amino acids)
Cellular component (GO): nucleus
Source: RefSeq, a predicted model, not a curated record
GGUCACGGAGGACUGUGAUAGGUGGGUACGGGGAGGAUGGCAACAUAUCAGUACUGCCCACUAGCAGUUCUAUAAAAACCAUUGCAGGGGCUGCCAUUUUUCUACUCGCUCGGGAUCUCGGAGGUGAACGGUGACCACCCACUCCGGAGGCGGCAGGAGCAGAUGGACGUUUCGAAAGAAGGGCCUGGCCAAUCGAAGGUCAAGGAUGAUUGUUGCAUUAUUAUUUUGGACUCCAGUGAUGAAGAAUUUGAGCCCAUUGAGGCUGGACCUAGCACGCAGAAAAAAGACGUUGGCUGCGUGGUGAUUGACUCGGACUCUGAUAACGAACCCUUGCCUGAGGGAAAGAGAGCGAAGGUCUCCAAGACCUGUGGCGAAGAUGACAUUCUGGUGUUAUCUGACACUGAUGAGUCUUCAGUAAUUGUCAUUGAUGAUGAUAGUGAUAUGGAGAGCCCCGUGAUAAUAGAAGAUGGUUCAUGUGAGGAGGGCCAAAUUUCAUCAAUUAAAAAGGAAAUUGAGGACUUUACUAUCUCCAAACACAAUGCAUCUGAUGAUAAUGGUGAGCAGGAUGUUGGUGAAAAACUAGUAAAUGAUCCUGAAGCUAAGCUGCAGAUUUCAGAUACAAAGAUGGUAACUGAUGAAAAGGUUGUGGCAGUGGCGGAGCAACCAAGGAAGAGGAAGUGUAAAGGCAGAAAUACAUGUGUGACCCCUGCAUUUGGGCCUUCAACUAAGAAUCUCACCGUGGCAAACCAUGGAAACCACGAGAAUGGGAAUUCCAAUUGCAAUAUACCUGGGUGUUUCUUCCGUGACAUUGAAAAGUCCAAGAUGUAUUCUGGAAAGAAUUUCAACAAAAAUAAGGAUGAACUGGUUCAGAGAAUCUACAUCCUCAUGAACGAGACUGUCUUUAAUAAUAAGAUGCCGCCAAAAAUAAAUGUCAACUGGAAUAAAAAGAUGCUGAGAACUGCUGGCAUGUACCGCAGUCACGACCCAAAUAAUUUGAACAAGAAUUUUGGUACAAUUCAGAUUUCUAUGAAAGUCUGCGACUCUGCAGACCGAGUCCGGGAUACUUUGAUCCAUGAACUGUGCCAUGCAGCCACCUGGCUACUCCAUGGCAUCCAUGAUGCUCAUGGUAAGACAUGGCAGUAUUAUGCCAGGAAAUCGAACAUGGUGCACCCGGAGCUGCCGAUGGUCACCCGCUGCCACAACUACAAGAUUAACUACAAGAUUUAUUAUGAGUGUGUUCGCUGCAAAUACAGGCUCGGCCGCCACACCAAGUCGCUAGACACCAACCGCUUCAUGUGCGCCCGGUGCAAGGGGCCUCUGUCCCUGGUGCCGCUAACUCGGAAGGACGGCACCCCCAUUCGGCCCCACGUGAGGCCAUUUGCUAAGUUUGUGCAGCAGAAUUAUAACAUUGUUCAGUACCUGAUACCCGGGAUCAAACAUAAGCAAGUGAUGAGAACGCUCAGCCAGGAAUUUUUAAUCAUGAAACAAAUACAAAAGCUGUAUGGGAUGUAUGGGCCCCAUCCUCUACUGGCAAACAGGUUUUAGAAAAAUGUCUUUGUAUUAUGAAGUUAUGAAUAUUAGAAUUUAAGUCUGUUUUAAAGCUUCGUGCUGUUAAUAUGAUUGUUCUUUAGGCAAUGAUUCUAUCGCUAAGCAUUUUGUGCCCUUGGAAGCCCUCCAGAUCGCCUUGGGUCUUAGACGCCAUAGUUGAACAUGUAGAACACAAUGCAAAAGAGAAAUUAAAUUCUGAGAGUUGUCACUUGAGAUAAUGAGAGUAAGGCUGGAAAGAGAACACAUGCUAAAGGCAGCAGUUCAUUUAAAAGCAAGGCUGCUGGCAGGUGAAACAUGUCACACCUACCUAGAAAGACAAACAUGUAUUGUUAACUUAGUUGCCCUUGACAUUGAACAAAGCCAUUUGAGCCCAUGUUAUUGUUAAUAAAAAUUUUAAAAAAACAAUAAAAU